Molecule: messenger RNA, 930 nt
Organism: Volvox carteri f. nagariensis
Lineage: Eukaryota; Viridiplantae; Chlorophyta; Chlorophyceae; Chlamydomonadales; Volvocaceae
Exons: 4
Coding region: 1-930 (309 amino acids)
Source: RefSeq, a predicted model, not a curated record
AUGCCAAAAAUCAUGCCCACACCUUCGCCGUAUCCUGUGGCGACAAGCAAGCUUGGGGGCAGUCUUGGCGGCAGCGGGGCCGCCGCUGCCGCUGCAGCGCUGAGCGGCUUCAACCACGGCGGUGGCCACAGCGUUUUUAACAGCACGUUGCGAAACCAGCUGCGGACGCAAGGCACCGCUGCAGUGCCGGCGGUGACGGCUGCCGCUGCAGGGCUUAAUGGCACGGUGGCAAUGCAGUACCCGCUGCUGCAGCCACUUCAACCUGCGCUUAGGGAGGCGGUGGUACUGCAGGCCAGGCGCAAUGGCACGGCAGCGGCCGCCGCCACCGGAAAUGCGCUGCUAGUAUCACAUGAACUCCGGAACCGCGGCCAGCAGGCAGGGCUCCGUAAUCCAGAUGGCGACGUCGGAAGCUCCAUUUUUACGCAGCGCUUUAGAUCGGCGGUUUCUUUGAAUGAUCUGGCGGCGUACAGCCAUGGCGACGUUUGCCGGAAGCGGCUAUGGCGGCGGCCAAAACGGGUUGUCCCCGGUCUGGACAACUUCAGGGGCAGCCUGGGCAUUCUCCAUAGCGUUGCGGCGGCGCGAAUGUCUGUGCAGUACACUGCACAAGGUGCUCCUUCGACGAAUCUCGGCUGUUCACCGUCCGUUCCCGAACCCAGCCUCAACGGGGCCUCUGGUCUUAACGCUUUCAUGCACCCGGCAACGACGGCUGCGCUUGUGGGUGGCCUCCAGGGUCUUGCAAGCAGCGCCGGAGGCGCGGCAUCGGCGUCGUUCGGCGCCACUGCGGGCGUGGUCGCACCGUCGCGCUCCCGGGCACGGCUGGCCAAUAAGCACCCCCUAGACAACUUCUUGUGCCCUUUGACGGGACGUCUGAUGCUGAAUCCCGUUACCGCUGCCGACGGACACAACAUAGCGGUUUCAUUUUCAUACUAG